Molecule: messenger RNA, 4539 nt
Organism: Acanthopagrus latus (yellowfin seabream)
Lineage: Eukaryota; Metazoa; Chordata; Actinopteri; Spariformes; Sparidae
Gene: ark2n
Product: chromosome 12 C18orf25 homolog
Exons: 5
Coding region: 319-1632 (437 amino acids)
Biological process (GO): ubiquitin-dependent protein catabolic process
Molecular function (GO): ubiquitin protein ligase activity
Source: RefSeq, a predicted model, not a curated record
GCUUUGUAGAGACGGGCGGCCAUGAUGGAGACAUUUUAAAAUAAACAUACAGCUAACUGUUAACGGCUAACAGAGCUCGCGAAGCUGCGAGCACACUGCGCCAAAACACAUUCAGAUUCUUCCAAGUCGUAAAUUAAUAAAGUGCAUUUAUCAGAGCACUGUUUAUGCAUCGCAAAACAGAGAGGCUCUAAAUUGCCGAAGAUGUCGAAAAGUCUGACACUGGGAAAAGAAGAGUACAACUAACGCCGCGCAGGUGAGCUCCAGUCCAGGCACAUUGGUCCAUGUUUGUUGGACCUUUGGGCUCUGGGCUUUAAUAGCAUGAAGAUGGCUGAUUCAGAGAAGGCAGAGGAAUUUGUGGAUGCUGAGUGCCCCCUAGAGUGCCUUGAUGAAGCACAAUCAGCCACAACGUCUGCUCAGGGAGAGCAGGAUGACCAUCUGAAAACAGAGGCCACCACCAGUACCAGCUCACCACUGAGGGAAAAAGAGGGAGACAGCCCCUUGAAUACAGAGGGUGAGCAGAGUCUCCUCUCCAUGCCAUGCCUGAUGCAGGAGCUCCGCAGAGACUCCCCAGAGUCCCAGCACGCCUCCACAGGGAGUGACAAGCCUGUAUCUCGUCAUAUCUAUGAGAGUGACUCCUCAAACCCCUGCAUGCUCUCCCCUUCAUCCAGUGGCCACCUUGCUGACUCAGACACACUGUCCUCAGGGGAAGAAGGUGCUGCUCCUCGUGUAGGAGCAGAGGAGGGGGGCAGCAUGGAAGCUGCAAAUGAUCCCGGGCAGGCAACAGGGAGACAAACAUCUGCCACGGGCGCAGGGGGGAGGAAGUCUCGGCGGUCACGUUCGGAGAGUGAGAUGCCCCCUAAUGCAAUGGCUGCAAAGAAAAACCGCUGCCAGCCCACUAUGGUAGCAGCAGGAGGGCAGGAAAAACAAACCAACGGAAAGUUGGCUAAAGUGAAAGGUCACCGGAGCCAGAAACACAAGGAGCGAAUGCGUUUGCUGAGGCAGAAACGAGAGGCAGCAGCACGGAAGAAGUAUAACCUGCUGCAGGACAGCAGUACGAGCGACAGCGAGCUCACGUGUGACUCCAGCACCAGCUCCUCUGAGGACGACGAUGAUGACACUUCAGGAGGUAGCAAGACAAUCAAGACAGAUAUUUCAGACGGGCCUCCAGUAGUGGGUCACUAUGAUAUUUCAGACACUGAUUCUAACCAGGAGAGUAUGAGUGUGGAGACAGUCCGGCCCACGGUGAUAAAGCAUGAGCUAAAAACACACAGAGGCCAGGAUAUGGCAGCUCACUCUGGGUGUAUAAGAGCUCUGAGCUCUAUCUCAGGCCACGUGGAGGCAGAGCUGUCGCACAAGGAAAGUUCUCAACACAACAAGGGCCAGAUUAACAUUGCUUCCUCUGACAGUGAGGUGGAAAUAGUCGGAGUGCAAGAGAAAGCACGAUGUGCCCACCCAUGCGGCGGGGUGAUAAAGAGUCUGUCCUCCUGGAAGGAGAGCUCAGUGGAGCAGUUAAACAGCACAAAUCAGCCACAGCUCUGGACUACUGUUUCCCCUCAGCCCAACUGGGUGUCCCCUCCCGAAGUGGUGGACCUCACACUGGACGAGGAUGCCGGACACAAAUACCUUCUUUAAUCAACAUGUACACUGAAGACUCCUCGUUUCUUCCUCUCAUCCCUCUCGCCUUGCCUCCAUGUUACGGCUGAAAUCCUUCCUAUAGUUGCGGCCUCGCCUGUAACCGCUCAUGGACUCUUCCUGCUCCAGGGCACUGUUUGUUUUUUAACUUACUGUUAAACAAUCAUAUGUAUCAAAGCCAUUCUACUGACGUGAUUCCCUGAUGUUGGCUCCUCAGCUCUGACUUUAGUUAUAAUAAAAAUGGCACAGUACUUCAAGCGCAGGUGGAAAAUUACGUAAGAGUGACUUGAUCUGUUAAUGAUAGCAAUAUCCUACCUUCUUUUAAUACCUCAGUUUACCCAUUGAGAACAGAUGUAGGUGGUUUUGUGUUGCGUGCUUGCGAGCUGUAAAGUGAAAAACGUUGCGUUGCUGCUUGAGAGCAGGUCAGUAUCAUGACACAGCUGUUGACCUGCUUCACUACAGACUCUGAAUGACAUCUUUUCAGGCUUGAUUCGGCAUUUUAAAAAAAAAUGGCAGCUGGUACACGUUCUGUUGUACAGUAGACCAUAGAUUGAUGUCUAGGGUCAGUUUUGUUUUCAUAAGUCUCACCACUGGUUUCACAUUUAGCUCGGUCUGCAUGGAUCGCUUUGCAUUACUAUUCUCUGUGCAGCCUAGGUCCAGUCUAAUGCUCCAGGGUUCUAAUUUAUCUAAAAGUAAUUGUUUGAAGUUUUGGGAAAUGGGCUUAAUCUGGCUUUUUGCCAAGAGUUCAACCAGAAAUAUUGAUACCACUCACCUGUCUUCCUCUCUCAAGGUUAAAUACAGAGUAAGGCAAGAGAAAGCAGCUGGCCAGCUUAGUUUAGCACAAUGUCUGGAAGCAGAGCAGAACAGCUAGCUUGGUUCUGCCCAAUGGUAACAACAUCCACCUACCAGCACCUUGAAGGCUUUCUAAUUAACACAUUAUGUCUCAUUUUGUUCGAUGUGUACAAAACACAAGUGUAAAAAAGGGUCUAAUUGCUGGUGCGAGGCGAGCUGCUGUCCUUGUGCUAAUCUAAUCUGCGGCUAAUUGUAGCUUCAUACGAAACCAUCUCAAUUUAACACUGUUGCCUCCAGAUGACCUACAUAAGCAAACAAUACCAUUUUCAACAUGAUUUGCUAUUUAAGCUAUUUCUAAAGCCGUCACACACCACCAGUACCUUCAAAAUCAUAACAUUAAUCAGUUAUGUUAACAAAAUUACUUUUACCGGGCACCCUGUUAGCUGUAGGCUUACAUGUGCAUGAUUAUAUUUACACCAAUAGAUUAAUUACCUCAUCGCUAGCUGUGUUUAACGCUUCUGUAAAGAACAUGCGGAAGGCGGUGGCGCUCAUACCACUUUCGGCCAAAGGGGGCGCCAGAAUCGCCAAAUAAUGAAAUUUCCAUGGAGCUGCAAACGAGCGCAUUUCCCAAAAUCUCUUUUAAUCAAACCACAGUUCUUGUUUCUGUUACUAUCAUAUUACAAAAAAAGUUUUUCCUUUUUGUUUAACAGAAAACCACUGGUAUAUACCCAGAUUUAGGGGAAGUACAAACACACUUGUUACAAACACACUACAUAAUACUACUCACCUCCACCACAGCACUUCUAUAUGUGGUGGUGUAUUGGCAAUAGAAAUUACGUAUGUUUUGUUUAUAGACAUAUUUUUGUGUCAGGAGUCUGCGAGUGUCCCAGGUGACGUAGUAGUUAUCAGUGAAUGUAUGACCCUGCAGUGCUGACUGGGUGCAUUUAUUGUUUGCAUGCUUAUCCUGAGUGGAUGCAAACACCUUUAAACCUCUGGGGACCCCUUUAUAACAACUGAGGAAAUGCAUUUUUUUCCAUUGAAUACUGCAAAGCAAGAUGGCCUGAAUGCCUUGAAAUGUGCACUAUUUUCUUUUAGUAUCGUAUAAAGCUUAUUCUUUUACCUUACAAAGAAGUCGAUUUUGCUAUCUCAACAAUAAAUAUUUUAAUAAUAGAUGUGAAUUUAGCACACAUAUACAAAGAGUAAAAAAGUGGAGUUGGGUUUGUGGCGUUAAAAGAAAAAAAAAGAAGAAAAAAAAAAGGACACUUUUCCUGUGUGAACUGUUUUUACCCUGAUCCUCAGGGCCUGCUUGCUCUCCUCCCCUGUGGUCUUAUUUUUGUCUUCAUGCAGUACAGCAGCCAGGCUGGUAAAUCUUUUAUCAAUCGUCCAACUUGAACUGUGCUAACACUUCAGAUUUGUUUUAUUGCAUAUUGAAUAACGCCUACUUUCCAACACUAUGUUUGAGAAUUAUAGAGUCAAAUUAUUUUACUUCUGCUGGUCACAGAAGGGAAGGGAAAUUUUAAAUAUAAGUAACUAAACCAAAGUCUAAAUGGAAUUUAUGUUUUUCGUUGGAAUUUUCUUCCGGUCUUUGCUCUGUAAGUCUAAAUCUUUUCAUUUGGAAGUCAGUACAUUUGUUGUGAGGUGAGGUGAUAGAAGUUCAAAAAGUACAAUGUGAUUUAUUAUUGUUUUCCUUUUGGCCAGUUCUUUCCACUUUAAGCACCUACCACUGUAACAAGUCUUUUUACCAGAUCACUUCUGCUUGCACAAAUCCCUUUUUGCUAUUGUUAAUAAGGAUUAUUAUGAAUUGUUAGUGAGACUCAAGUCUUUAGUGAUAGAGGUUUGGUAGAGACACAAGGGCAGUGAUGCCUGACUAUGGUUGCACAUAGCAUGUUUGGUCACAUCUUUAACCUCAAGUCAGAUAUUAUCCUCAUUACCAGUAAUUUAGCCUCGCUCUUCUGUUAUUUUUUUUUGUUUUAUUUUACUGUCAGUAUUUUAAAUUAACAAAAAAAAGGUGUUUAUUUUGUCGCUUCUGCAAGUCCUCGACUUCCUUGAAAAUAUGUCUGUAGAACAAAAAGAAACUAUUUUAAAGCUAAAUAAAUAGAGCAUUAUUUAAUGAUC